AUGCUGCCACUCGGCCUCCUGACGGCGGCACAGGGCCACCCUAUGCUUGUUGAACUCAAGAACGGCGAGACGCUCAACGGUCACUUGGUCAAUUGCGACAACUGGAUGAACCUGACGCUGAAAGAAGUCGUGCAAACAAGCCCUGAAGGCGACCGCUUUUACAGAUUACCCGAAGUCUAUGUCAGAGGAAAUAACAUCAAAUACCUUCGAGUUCCCGAGGAGAUCAUCGAUAUUGUCAAAGAGCAACAACAGCAAAACCAAGGCUCGCACCGGGGCGGCCGUGGUGGACGAGGCGAUGGCAGAGACCGAGGCAGAGGCGGCCGCGGUGGCCGGGGUCGUGGACGUGGCCGUGACCUGAACUUGAUACUUCCGAAAACAAUGCGGCGACCACCUUUGACAAUUGAUGGGCUCUGGUAUUGUCUUUGUCCCUCUUUUCAACCGUCGUCUCUUCACCGUGUCGUUGCUCCCCUUCGAGGUCAACAAAAAGUUGCGCGAAGAUGCCUGACCUCCGAGUCAGCUAGCCCUGGAGAGACCUUCAGGCGACUUGAGCUUACACAUACCACAACAAACCAAACGACAAAUGAGAAUAGUAAUACGACUACCAACUUACCUGGUAAAAGCGAUGGACGUGAUAGAUGGUCUGCUCCAAGAUCCAAUAGACAUCGUUGGCAAACGCCGGAACCAACACUGGAAGAACGCCUAGAAGAGCAAUCAUCACAACGCCUGACCGAGAUACCCAGAAUUGCCUCUAUCUUGCAAGAAAUUUUUCGCAGUCGCCAUGUCUCUCCCAACAGUCAACAUUAUAAAGCUCUCAUCCUAGCAAACAUUGAUAGGAAACGCGGGUCCUCCAAACACGUUCGAGAAUUGCUCAGCGAAAUGGAGGCUAAAGAAAUCACGGCAGACUCAGCAACAUUGCAUGCGGCAUUAGAAACACUCGCAGUUCAUCCCGAUUACCUACUCCGUCAAGAGAUCAUCGCUGCUCUUCGAACUCGAUGGCUGUCACUCAGCCCUGCUGGCUGGCACCACCUGACCACCGGGCUAAUUCGGGACGGCCAGCUCGAAUUGGCCCUGAAUCGGAUUGACCUUAUGGAAAUCCAGGGAAUUCGCCUUGAGCAAUGGCUACACAGUCUUCUCAUUUAUAAUCUAUGUGCGGUGGGAGAAUACGAUGAAGUUAUACGUCUCAUGCAAAGACGCGGGAUGAAACUCAAUAAUAUAUCGAAGAAACUAUGGGUAUAUCUCUUGGAUGAAGCAAUACGAGCUUCUCACCUCAAAUUGGCGAGUUACAUAUGGAAGAACACGGUGGAUAUGAGUUAUGCCGAUUUGAAUGCUCCGCGCUGCUCCCGAAUUCUUGAUCUCGCUUCUCACCAUGGCGAUAUUCAACUCGCCGAGUCUGCUUUCCGCCAAAUAAUCGUGUUGGAACAACCACUUCUUCAAGAAGACUACGAACAGCUUGCCCACGGGUACGCCAAAGCUGGUGACUUCAAACUCGCCUUUGAGAUCCUGUGUAGGAUGCAAGGAGAGGGGUUUCCUAUACGACCCGAGUCCAUACGUGCAGUGCUUUUAUCUUUACAAGAAACCAUAUCACAUCCAGCCCAGGUUUGGAAAUCGAUGGUUGAUUUGAAGCAGCAAAACCUGGAUAUUCCAGUUGGCUUGGCAAAUAUAGCGAUCGAGUACUGUGACGCUGCCUUGGCAAGUGACUCAUUCUUUAAAUCUGAGGCCAUGGAGGUAGCUCUGGAUAUUUAUAAAGACAUAUUCGACAUGUGCCCCGGCGGUGCGGAUACGCAUACAUUCAACCUUUUAUUUGCCAUUUGUCGCCGCCAAAAUCGGCCGGAUGCAUUCACAUUUCUUGCUAGAGAGAUGGCUGCUCUCGAAGUUGAACCUGACCAAACAACACUCGAGCAUUUUAUUCUCGUAUGUCUUGAAGUGAAAAACUACCACUCAGCGUAUAUGUAUGCCAUGGAUCUUACCAAUCGAGGCUGGGUCCCGAGCGUGAAAGCGUCGAUACUGCGCCAGAUUGUUGCUGGGCCGCGAUUGCAGCACCCCGAGACUGGUCUAGACUUGUGCUACGCGACUGACUUUCUCAUCGUCACAUCCGGCCCGUCGUCUACAUAUCCCAGGCGCGCAUAUCGAAACCCAACCGACGCUCUGGUGCGCUUUCUUGACAAAAAACAUGGCGAGAACUGGGCAAUAUGGGAAUUCAGGGCCGAAGGAACCGGCUAUCCAGACUCUGAAGUCCACGGACGCAUCCAUCACUUUCCAUUUCCAGACCAUCAUCCGCCUCCAUUCGCUCUCAUCCCGGCCAUGAUGGCGAGUAUGCGCAAUUGGCUGAAAGAGGGCACGUCCGAUGUGAACAAACAGCAUCAACAUCAUGGCUCUACCCUUUCGACAUCCUCUUCGAAAGAGAAAAGGAAAGUGGCUGUUGUUCACUGCAAAGCCGGCAAGGGUAGAAGCGGGACAGUGUCAUGCAGUUAUCUGAUCAGCCAGGAAGGCUGGACGAUGGAAGAUGCGUUGAAACGGUUUACGGAACGCAGGAUGAGGUCAGGAUUUGGCGAGGGAGUCAGUAUACCAAGUCAACUGCGAUGGAUCCGAUAUGUCAACACAUGGACGAAUAGCAUGAACAAAACCUACGUGGAGCGUCCGGUGGAGAUCUUGGAGGUCCAUGUCUGGGGUCUUCGGGACGGUGUCAAAAUAGCCGUCGAGGGCUACGUGGAUGAGGGGAGGAAAAUCAAGUGCUUCCACCUUUUCAAACGACGGGAACGCAUCAUUGUCCACGAGGGGAAUAACAAGAGCGACAGCAAUUCCCGAGUAGGUUCUGACAAGGAAACACUUCGAAAGAAAGUCACUUCUGCAUCGUCAUUAUCCUCUUCGUCCAUAUAUCAGCCUGCACUGGCAACGGAGACCGUGACAUCUCCAGAAUCCUCCGGGGAUCUGAGAGAAGACACCGCGCAGUUAUCAGCUGCGAUAUUACGCCCAGACAAACCUGUGAUAUUGCCCACAUCCGACGUCAAUAUCGAUUUUGAGCGACGCACAAAGGCUGCGUAUACCGGCUGGGCCAUGGUGACGUCGAUUGCACACGUUUGGUUCAACGCCUUCUUUGAGGGCGGCGACGAGCAUGAUUCUGGUAUUUUCGAGUGCGAGUGGGAUAAACUCGAUGGAAUCAAGGGCACGUCAAGGAAAGGAGCCAGAGCACUGGAGCGUGUCAAGGUGGUUUGGCGCUAUCCCUCCAAAGCCCAACUCGAAGGCGAAAGCCCAGUCGAGCAGCCUGAGCCGCAAGACAUCCAUGAAAUACCGGGUCAGGUCAUGACACUACCAAAACCAGGGGAACCCGUACACGAAUCACAUGCCGCUGACUGGCGAGGCGAUAAUGUCGUUCGAGAGUCUCGUGACGAGCAGGAAUACAUUGAAAAUUACAGUGUUGACAACCCAACUACCUCACCUUUGUCGAGCGGUGACAUUACGAGACAAGACGAUUCUACACGACAGAUAAUCGGACAUCAAAACAUCGUUUCCGAUGAAUCCACAGGGACCAAAGGUAGCCGUCACACAUUAGCUACCGAGGCCUCGGUGGCCGCUGCAUCAGCAAUUACCUCUGCAGUUAACAAAGUCUCCCAUCUGGGUAGAGAACUAGGACUACGGCGGCAAACCGAUACUAGCAAAGAUGUCAGUUUGGCGAGCAGUGUCGAGGAUUUGAGUCAGAGUCAAAAGGCUACAAACCAAGAGGCAGAAAGCUCACCCCUACAAAAGCAGGACCUCAAGGAAGGUGAGGAUAGUGAUAGUGAAAUGGAGGGAGUCAAGCCAUUUUAUGAGAACGGAAAUGUAAAUAGAAAAGGAAAAUCGGACAGCUAA
Talaromyces rugulosus is the source of this 3846-nucleotide messenger RNA. RefSeq lists its product as uncharacterized. The coding region runs from base 1 to 3846 and encodes 1281 amino acids. The transcript has 7 exons. The record is from RefSeq and is a predicted model, not a curated record. Gene Ontology annotation, molecular function: protein tyrosine phosphatase activity; protein binding; protein tyrosine/serine/threonine phosphatase activity. Gene Ontology annotation, biological process: nuclear-transcribed mRNA catabolic process; protein dephosphorylation; phosphatidylinositol dephosphorylation. Lineage: Eukaryota; Fungi; Ascomycota; Eurotiomycetes; Eurotiales; Trichocomaceae. Gene Ontology annotation, cellular component: cell projection; cytosol; plasma membrane.